Messenger RNA from Penicillium odoratum, 540 nucleotides. RefSeq lists its product as uncharacterized. The record is from RefSeq and is a predicted model, not a curated record. Bases 1 to 540 code for a protein of 179 amino acids. Lineage: Eukaryota; Fungi; Ascomycota; Eurotiomycetes; Eurotiales; Aspergillaceae. The transcript has a single exon.
AUGCCCUCCGCACCUAUAUACCUAUACUCUCUGCACCUACGCCCUCUGUCCCUACGCCUACGCUCUCUAUACCUACCAUCUCUGCACCUACGCCCUCUGUCCCUACGCCUAUCCUCUCUAUACCGAUAUGCCUGGUAUACUACUACCCCUACUACCCAUAUACUAUUACCCGGACCGUACUAUUACCCCUACCGCUAUUACCCUUACCACGAUUACCCUUACCACGAUUACCCUUACCACGAUUACCCUUACUACCCCUACUGUAUCACCCUUACCACGAUCACCCUUACCACGAUCACCCUUACCACGAUCACCCUUACCACGACCACCCUUACCACGACCACCCUUACCACGAUCAUCCUUACCCCGACCACCCUACCCACUUACGCUAUUAUCCCCCCAACCAUACUAUCACCCUUACCACGAUCACCCUUACUACCCCUACGCUCUAUCCUACCCCUACCCUCCAUCUCCCUACACUCGGAAUCUCGAUCCCUUCGCCCUAUGAAUACCUAUGCGCCUAUGCUCUCUCCGUCUUGA